GCGGUGUGAGCUGCGAUCUCGUCACAGAAAACAAACCAAACAGCGGUGGCAGUGGGUUUAGCGGUUUAUUGGUCGGCUGUCGAGGCUCGCUUCCAGUCGUCGCAAUCGCAAUCGCAGUCGUAUCUGUAAGAUACAAACGUAAAGUGCUGCUUUUUUUAAUGCCGCAUUUCAUUCAUUGAUCGUUUCAAUAGCGCACCGCACGCUUAGCGCACAACACAACACAGACAAGUGCCGGGUCGCAGUUCUGGGAUCAGUUCUCAGUUCUCAAUUGUUUCGCUGUGUGGGCAACAAAACUGGCCCAAAAGCAAUAAGCCUACUCGACUCGAUCGGUAACGGAGUCAAAGCCAAGCAAGCGCUUGUUGGCUGCUGGUGCUGCCCCAACAUAGACACACUUCAGCUGAGUGGACGACAUUGACGGGAGACGGGCACAAAAACGGGCAACAACGAGACAGCGACGUUGACAAAACGCUGCUCAGUGCAUAGCGGACAGGCGCAGCAAACGGUCGCACAGAUUGUAAAGACGCAAACGCAGAAGCAGUCACAGAACGCAGAACGCGCACCUUUCUCCAACAAUCUAGAAGCAAACUAACUUAGCGGCGGGCCGUGUAUUUUUGUGCGCCAACUCGGGUUAUUGGAUACAGAUACAUAGAUACACAGCAACAACAGCAGCAGCAACAGCAGCAGAAGCAGCAGCAACAGCUACAGCGGCAUCCGCAGCGCGCGUACUCACGGAUAUUUUUAGCAGCCGGCCUCACACACUGACACACACACACAAACACACACAGAUACAUAUCGCAGGCGCAUUGCUGACACACGCGGCUCGCACGUUUUGGAAAACAAAUACUGUUCUUUGAGGCUUUCCCUCGCAUUCAGUUGCAGUGCGUAUCCAACGGAUGCUAAUCGAAUUCUCUUUUUUUGCGGCAACUAAAAACCCAAUCAACUUAUCAGCAAAAAUGACAACAAAAAACUAAAAAUAAAUCAAAUGAAAGACAAACUAAAAGCAAAAAAAAAACUAGUUUGCUGUGGAAGUUCGAGGAAAUAAAAAUAAUAAUAAAAUCCAAAAUCAAAACAAAAAAUGUAUUUUGGUUGUGUUAAUCUGCCAAGUUUAUGCAUGAGGCAAGCGUUAAUUUAAAAUAGAGUCACACAAAACAACAAAUUCUAUGACUAAUUAGCUGAUGCUGUGGAAUUUUAAUUGAAACUCACAUCCGAAAUCGAAUUCAGAUUCGUUUUUAAUUCACAACAAAUAAAUAAAAAACAAAUAAAUUUAAAAAAAAAAGAAGGCAAACACAAUUUCAAUUUAAAGUGCUCUGUGAAUAUUUAAAAUAACUUGAAAAUUCAAAAAAUUAUAAGUGAUAACUGCUAUAAAUGAAAUUAUAAAUUAAAAAUAAAACAACAAAAAACUACAAUCAGCCUGGCACCUCGCACAUUUUUGGAUUUAUGAAAUCGAAAAGAUGAAAUCGAACACUUACGAGCUGCACAACUACGCCGAACUCGACAUGGAACUGGACAGCUCUGAUCAAUCGAUGCCAACGGGAGUCAAGGAGACGCGCAAACGCAAAGCCAACAAUGCAACUGGUUGUCGACGUGGCGAGAAGUAUUCGUUGCGUCAGAAGCGACAGAAACGCAUUCCUGGUGAGUUGGCCGCAACAACAACGUUGCCAACUGAGCUGCCUGUCACACAACUGGCCACGGAGUUGGAGGCGACAAUGGUGACGGCGACGCCAGUCAAAGCCGCUGCCAAGGCCAAGAACGCGGCCAAAACGAAAGCGCCGCCAUUGAGCAAGUAUCGCCGAAAGACGGCAAAUGCCAGAGAGCGCACACGCAUGCGUGAGAUCAACAUGGCCUUUGAGCAGCUGCGUCAUUGUGUGCCGCAGUCAAUAACCGGCGAGGAUGCGGCCAACACCAACGAGAAGCUGACCAAGAUCACCACCCUGCGGCUGGCCAUGAAGUACAUUGGCAUGCUCAGCGAAUCGCUGCAGGAUCCCAGCUACGAGAGUGAGUUCCUUGUCGAGUGUUUGCGUGAGAGCGCCAAUCGUGAGGCGCAUAUCAGUCUCGAUAGCGAUGUUGAUGGUGAAGGCGAUGCUGAGCCAAUGUAUGAGAUGGAGUUGGAGCCACUGCCGCCAGCUAAGACCAAGAAGCCAACGAAGGCGAGCAAUAAAAAAGACGCCAACGAAGCGACAGAGCAAACAGGCAAAACAGCAACCACAACAAUAGCAACAACGGCAAGCAGUUCUCCAGAGUCGUGUUAUGCCUCCUCCUCGUUGGGUUCGCCAGCAUUCUGUGCCGCCGCCUGCUCGCCCAGCUCAGCUUAUGCCUCGCUCUCCUCCGCCGCCUCCACGAGCAGCAACAGCAGCCGCAGCAAUGUUGGCAACAUGGAUGCGGACAGUUUGCUGGGCAUGCGGCAUGAACAAGCACUAAGUGAGCUGAACACGUUGCUGCUGGAAUCCGACAGCGAUUCGCUGCACUGCCUCGAUCCCAGCUAUCAGAGUCUGUUGGCCACAGCCGAAUCCUUGUUGCCUGCUCGCGGUGAUUUGCCCAUUUCGAUGCAUUCGUCGCUGGACAAACCUGAUGUGGAGUUGAGUUUGCGUCUGCUGGAUCAUUCGAGGGAUUCCUUUGACUUUGGCAGCGAUCAGCAGCCAUCAACGUGCAUCAGUCCUCUGGCCACAUUGGAUAGUUUUCAUCCGUUUGCCGAUUUGUUGCAUGGCGAGUUUCCGGACAUAUUUCUGGCGUGACUGAGCG
Messenger RNA from Drosophila sulfurigaster albostrigata, 2739 nucleotides. RefSeq names its product helix-loop-helix protein delilah (gene tx). The transcript is spliced from 3 exons. Bases 1452 to 2732 code for a protein of 426 amino acids. Gene Ontology annotation, molecular function: protein dimerization activity. The record is from RefSeq and is a predicted model, not a curated record. NCBI's taxonomy places the organism in Eukaryota, Metazoa, Arthropoda, Insecta, Diptera, Drosophilidae.